AUGUCUUUGUUGUCAUUCGUGAUCAUCUGUGCGCUGCCGCUAGAGUACAAUGCUGUCUCUCUUCUUUACCAGUAUGGGCACGCCACCAGUGACACAAACUUGUACACGACCAGACAGAUUGGGAAGCACAAUGUCCUUUUCCCCGGGUUGAAAUUUGCUUUUUUCGCAGGAGUCUGCGGCGGAACACCGAAAUACCCGGAAAUUGGCGAUGAGAUCCUACUUGGAGGCGUCGUGAUCAGCAAGACGGCGGUCGGAUAUGAUUUUGGAAGACAGAAUCCUGGCAGCUUCGUGUGCAAAGAUACCCUCGAUGAUAAUUUAGGUCGUCCGAACCGCGAUAUAUGCUCCCUGCUUGCGUCCUAUCUACAUAAACAUCAUGGUUUGUCGCCAUAUGUAUGCGAGGAUUGCAAUCGGUUCCCCCACAGUAUUUUUAAGAUGGCACAUGACACAAUUAUACGUCUUGGACGGAUCGCAUCCGGUGACAUAGUGAUGAAGUCUGAGGAACAUCGAGAAACACUUGUACAAAAUGAGAAAGUCAUUUCAUUUCAGAUGGAGAGUGCAGGGAUUUGGGAUGAAGGGGUAUCUGACUAUGCUGAUAGUCACAAAAACAACCAAUGGCAAGACUUCGCAGUUUUAAUGUCAGCAUCGACAAUAAAGGCCUUGCUUGAGAGAUACAUCGGCACUAAAAGGCGUAGAUAA
Molecule: messenger RNA, 696 nt
Organism: Talaromyces proteolyticus
Lineage: Eukaryota; Fungi; Ascomycota; Eurotiomycetes; Eurotiales; Trichocomaceae
Product: nucleoside phosphorylase domain-containing protein
Exons: 7
Coding region: 1-696 (231 amino acids)
Biological process (GO): nucleoside metabolic process
Molecular function (GO): catalytic activity
Source: RefSeq, a predicted model, not a curated record